UGUGUGCAAACCAAAAAAAGUUAUAGAAAAUGUAUGAAUAUAAAAAGGGGUGGCGGGUGAUCAAAGUACGGCGGACUGCUCGGGCCGUUACAGAAGUAAAUGCCAAAGAGCAGUUGAUUAGUCGGCGUUGUAUGAAUCAGCAGAAGAAGAAUAAUCGCGGCACCGUCCAUCUCCAAAUCCAACAGUGACAGAUAGUUACGAAGAGUGAGAGUUGGGACUUUGAAAGAACGAUACUGAUACGAUACUAUUCCACAAUUUGAAUAUUUUUGGGAACUUGCAGAAGAACGAGUUUACGAUUUAUUGCCUUUUGGAGUAGAAAUUUUUCUCUUCAAUACAGGUGGAUCGUUUUUGGGGUUGUCGUGGUCGUGAAGAUGGUGAAUCCGAUGGUUGAACGUGCCACGAGCGAUAUGUUGAUCGGUCCAGACUGGGCUGCGAACAUGGAGAUAUGUGAUAUGAUCAACAGAGAUAUUGGGCAAACAAAAGGUGUUGUUAAAAGAAUAAAGAAGCGCCUUGGAAGUAAGCACCCCAAAGUUCAGCUUCUUGUUUUAACACUCUUGGAGACCAUAUUCAAGAAUUGUGGAAACAUUAGUCAUGCACUUGUCGCCGAGAAGGAAAUUCCCCAUGAUAUGGUCAAAAUUGUAAAGAAGAAGCCUGACCUUCGUGUCAAAGAGAAGAUAUUAUUCCUGAUAAAUGCCUGGCAAGAGGCUUUAGGAGGACCAACAGGACGAUAUCCACAAUAUUAUGCUGCUUAUCAAGAACUAUUGCGUGCUGGGGCAGUUUUCCCCCAUAAAUCUGAAAGGCCAGCGCCUGUACUCACAUCUCCAGAAAGACAACAGGUGGAAUUGUAUAAUCAGAAUGCGGACAAUCCUGAUUAUCAGCAAGAUGCUCCAGGAUCCUCAAGGGAUGUUAAAUUAUCAGCCUUGAGCUUGAGUGAGAUCCAACUUGCACGGGGAGUAGUGGUUGUCCUUGCAGAAAUGCUAAAUGCAUUAGAUCCAGGAAACAAGGAGGAUAUUAAGCAGGAUGUUGUUGUUGACUUGGUAGAGCAAUGCCAUGGUUACAAGCAGAGAGUAGUUCAACUCGUGAAUUCAACUUCGGAUGAAUCAUUGCUCUGCCAAGGAUUGUCACUUAAUGAUGAUUUACAACGUGUACUUUCCAAGCAUGAAGCCAUGGCUUCAAGAAUGUCUGUUCAGAAAGGGGAACCCAAGCCCGAAUUGGUUGGAGCACGUCAUGAUGAUCAUAUUCCUCUUAAUGACACUGGAAACCAACAACCUGAGAGGAAGUUGGCUUCCAAUGCUACCGGCUCAAGCACACAAACAGUAAAUCAGUCAAUGAAUGCAUCUCCCACCAUUGGUGGUACAGCUUCUCCAGCUAAGUUUGAUCCCAAAUUGGACCUACUGAGUGGUGACGACUACAUUCCUCCUGUGGCGAACACUUCACUGGCUCUUGUUCCUUUGACCGAGCAGCAGCCAACUACUCCUUUAUCUGAACAGAACGCCCUCGUCCCAUUCGACCUGCAUUAUGAUAGCAACCAAGCAACUAAUGUUGCUGAUACCCUGUCCGGCAAUCCUGGAGACCAAAGCCAUGCUUCUGUCUCAAACUUCCACCAGCACCAUAACUUUCAAGGUUCUCAAAACAACGAGUCAUUUCCACCACCACCUUGGGAAGCUCAGCCUGUGGAUGAUAAUGGUUCGGUAGCAGGUGAUGAGUAUCCCCAUCCGAUGAAGGUGACUCAGGUUGUUUUCACGCAUGUGCAGAAUGGUCUGUAUCCGCAAGGACUUCAACCAAUCGCAAAUAACCAAGUUGUAGGUGUGUAUAUCCAGCCAAUUGUAGGCAGCCAGAUUUCAGCACUUAAUAGCCAGUUUACUAUUAGCAAUCAGCUGGAUUCGGCCACUCGGACAUUCGACGGAGGGCCUUACGGAGCAAUGCUUUCGCAGCAGUAUCCUUUGCAAAUGUUUGGCAACCAAUUCUCUGGCUAUGGCCACAUCCAGCCACAGGGGGCACAGUAUCUGGAACAGCGUAUGUAUAUUAGUAAUGAUAAUGGCAUAACAAAUUCAUCCUACCAGAUUUCUGCCUUGUCUAGUAUGACUCCCAACAGGCCUUCUAAGCCAGAGGACAAUCUGUUUGGUGAUCUCGUUGACUUGGCAAAGUUCAAGUCCAUGAAACCUACUCCUGCAGCUGCUGGUAGCGACUGAAUAUUUAUUUCACUUCCACUAAAUCUCUUUGGCAUUCUUUUUCCUUGGUUUCUCUCGAUACAAUUCUUUUCCUCAUUGUUUGGUGCCAGGGGACGCCUGUAUAUAUUGAUGAACCUUUGGGCUUUCUUUGCGUUAUGUUUAGGCCGUGUAAGAAUUUUGUCAUUGGAAUUCAGUAUGUUACGUUAAUUUAAAUUUUGGAAUAAAUGCUAUGUUUUCCUUCUUUUC
This is a messenger RNA of Benincasa hispida (wax gourd), 2417 nucleotides long. Its product is annotated as TOM1-like protein 9. Gene Ontology annotation, molecular function: phosphatidylinositol binding; ubiquitin binding. NCBI's taxonomy places the organism in Eukaryota, Viridiplantae, Streptophyta, Magnoliopsida, Cucurbitales, Cucurbitaceae. The record is from RefSeq and is a predicted model, not a curated record. Gene Ontology annotation, biological process: protein transport to vacuole involved in ubiquitin-dependent protein catabolic process via the multivesicular body sorting pathway.